UCUCCAGUAGGAGACACGAAAGGGUUGAAAAUGCUGGGGUUUCUCCAAGUUGUCCUGGUUACGUUCUUCAUAGCCGCGACCUCUUCAGAUCCACUUGCCAGCCUGGCAUUUGAAUACCCAAGUAUGAAAGAUGACAUCUAUGACCAGCCUGUUAACUUGAUGUCUAAGAAGUCGCCUCACGCUAAGGUAAACAUCCAAGGCGACUCCGGCGUGGACACAUGGGCACCAUUCGACUUCAGCAAGUUCGACCAGUACAUGAACGAUUACAAGGAAGACUCCGCACCAGAGCAUAACAGGAUUAAGAGACGAGCUCGGAACAUACGGAAGUUUAACACAUUGCUUGGACCCCAACUACGGGAGAGACCUCACCACUACGUGUAUCCCGAACCAGUGAAAGACAGGAUUCUAGAAUUUUCCACAUCCACCAAAAGACCUGGGAUUCUACCGGAUCAAAUGAACCCUGGAGUGAUAUUUAGAGUUAGAAUGUCCGACGCAAUUUUGAGAAUAAAACAAAGGAUGUAUGAAGACCCAGAAAGACACAUAGAAGCUGAUAUUAUCUACACGAAUUUGAUCAAGAAAGUCGUUAUGGAUGAAAUUACGAAGUUUCACAAUCUCCUUCUAAUGUACAAAACGGAUAAGAGUAUUAAGGAGCAUUUGGGCGAAUGCGGAGGUCGGAUCUACAAAUUCAUCAGUUACAUGACCAUAAAGGUCCAUAUUUACUGUCUGUUCGAUGCUCUAUGGAUUGAUGGGAACCCGUAUGUGAUUGGUGAUGAGUAUUCUGUCACUCCUGUAGAGGUGCCCCCGAUGUUGCAAUGUGAUGCGGCUGAGUGCAACUCUAUUGUUUUCGUUGAUUCUAUUACUGAGCCUAAGGAUGUCGAAGAGUGAAAAGUAGUUGGUUCAAU
This is a messenger RNA of Helicoverpa zea (corn earworm), 902 nucleotides long. RefSeq lists its product as uncharacterized. The transcript is spliced from 5 exons. Bases 31 to 885 code for a protein of 284 amino acids. NCBI's taxonomy places the organism in Eukaryota, Metazoa, Arthropoda, Insecta, Lepidoptera, Noctuidae. The record is from RefSeq and is a predicted model, not a curated record.